AUGGUCAUUACCUGUUAUUACUGCACUAGCCAUCGCCAAAAAAUUUUAGCUGGUGGUGGGCGAGGUGGCGGUUUCGCCAAUAAACGUUUCGGUGCGAGUGGUGGAGCGCAGAGAGAAGCGCAGCAGUUUUACUGCGAGGUGUGCAAGAUCUCAUGUGCUGGUCAACUUACAUACAAGGAACAUUUGGAGGGUCAGCGUCACAAGAAGAAAGAAGCUCUGGCAAAAGGAGAGAAUAAUCCAAGUUUGCCCAAGAGCAAGGUAUCUUUCCGCUGUGAUCUCUGCAACGUCACUUGUACAGGCCAGGAUACCUAUAAUGCUCACGUACGCGGCGCUAAGCAUCAGAAAACAUUAACCCUCUGCAAAAAAUUGGGCAAGCCUAUACCAUCUACGGAACCUACCAUCAUUCCGCCAUCGGAGAUGGGUGGUGUCAUUCCUCCACCUCCAAGUACCUCUGCUGCAGCUCCUGCCUCAACCGCGAAUUCUUCAGUGAAAAGGGUUGCGGGGAUCUCUACUGUUAAUUUUGUUGGAGGAGCAAAACUUUCAUCAACUGCUGGACAGCUCGAAGCAAAAAAGCAACAAGUUAUGCACGCGGUAGGCAGUGCCGGUGUGAAAUCCGCGGAAGAACCUACUGCGCAAGCAAUCAAAGGACAAACAGAAGAGCUGCAGGCUCUUAUUGCCGCUGAGCAAAGUUUGAAGCCAGUCGGUGAAGAAUUUGUGGAAGCUCAACGCGACGCAACCGGAAAACUCCUUCAGUAUCUCUGCAAGCUGUGCGAUUGCAAGUUUAGUGAUCCUAAUGCGAAAGAAAUUCAUCUCAAAGGUCGCAGACAUCGGCUGCAGUACAAAAUGAAGGUCGAUCCAAAUUUGGAGGUAGAAGUUAAACAGGCGACAAACAGAAGAGGAGCUAAAUAUGAGCGUGGUCGUGGUCCGAUAGGAGCAAUGUUACCUCGUGGCGGUCCUUUACCACCACCUGCAGGUGUACCUUUACCUCGCAGCAUUGGACCAUUUGCGCCAGGCGGACCAGGGAUGCGUGGUCCAUGGUUUGGCAAUGGCCCAAUUGACGGCCGACGUUUCGAAAGCACAGACGAUCGGCACGUUCAGGCGAAGCAUACUUCAAUCUAUCCAAAUGACGACCAACUGACUGUCAUUGAAAGUCUUGUGACAGAAACAGAAAAGGCUCUGAAAAAAGUGUCGGAUUACUUCAAUGAACGUGAUCAGCCCGAGACUAAGCCAGUGAUCAUAAAAUCGGCUGCUGAAGAAGGAGUGAAAUCCAAGGAAACCGCUACACCAGAAAAGGAUCGCCUUCUUAAAGGAGUAAUGCGGGUUGGAAUGUUAUCGAAAGGGUUGCUUCUCAAGGACGAUACUGAGGUUCAUUUGGUUGUGCUCUGUUCGCGUAUUCCCGGCUUGUCGUUGUUGAAAGAAGUGGCAUCUCUGAUACCUGUUCACUAUGAGAAGCCCGAAGGAUCGACAGUUGAAAUUUCAUUGGAGGAGUCAAGCGCAUCAAUGAUUCUUCGUCAGAGUUCUGUACCGAUGCAGUGUCGGAUCACUUUAACAUCUCGCGAGUUUAGAGAGGAUGCAACUGGAGGAUUAAUCGUGUUCGGCUUUGAGUACUGUGUGUUGCUUGUCGUUGCAGUGUUGUCUAUAUUGCUUAGCAAAUUGAUUCCCCGAAUGUUUGAAUUAUAG
Messenger RNA from Haemonchus placei, 1680 nucleotides. Lineage: Eukaryota; Metazoa; Nematoda; Chromadorea; Rhabditida; Trichostrongylidae. The record is from the annotation of a GenBank genome assembly.